AUGCACCCUAUUGGCAUUCCAUGCACCCGAGAUUGUAGAAGAACCGGCCGGACAAAGACACAAGAACCACGGACUCCACUCUCCCAUUUUCAUCCUCACUCAAGUUCCAUUCCUAAUUUAACGGGUCUUGGCCUGGACCUUGGGAGCAGAGCCCUUGGCACCCUGCUUGCUGACCUGUCGGACAGCCUGGCCCUUGGAGGCCUGGGCAGCGAGCUUAGCCUUCUCGGACUUCUUGGUAGCAGCCUCAGCCUGCUUCUUCUCCUUGCUCUCCUUGAUGGCCUGGGCGCGGGCAGCGGAGCGGGCCUCGGGUCGGAUGUUGCGCUUCUCCUUGAUCACGUCGAGAGAAGCACCGACGAUACCACGCUGAGCCUUGACAGUGCGGCGGGUUCGCUUCUUGGCAACCUCCUGUAG
Fusarium poae is the source of this 411-nucleotide messenger RNA. RefSeq lists its product as uncharacterized. NCBI's taxonomy places the organism in Eukaryota, Fungi, Ascomycota, Sordariomycetes, Hypocreales, Nectriaceae. Bases 1 to 411 code for a protein of 136 amino acids. The record is from RefSeq and is a predicted model, not a curated record. The transcript has a single exon.